Molecule: messenger RNA, 1078 nt
Organism: Impatiens glandulifera
Lineage: Eukaryota; Viridiplantae; Streptophyta; Magnoliopsida; Ericales; Balsaminaceae
Exons: 7
Coding region: 647-1078 (143 amino acids)
Source: RefSeq, a predicted model, not a curated record
GCUGCUGCUGUUUUUUGUGUUAUACCCUUAAGAAAACAUUUGUUGUUUCGGGAAUUAAUGUUUGUUUUGUUUUGUUGUAGCUGUUACCGACCUAGAUACUAGUGGAGUUCACGGGUUGGAAGCGUUGCAUCAGUCUCUGCAUAAAAAGGAAAUCAAGCUUGUUGUAGCAAAUCCUGGACCGGUUGUGACAGAGAAGCUGCAUUUGUCUAAUUUUGUAGAGUUGAUUGGGGUGGAGAACGUGUUACUCACUGUUGCAGAUGCUGUUCGCAGGUGUUCUCCCCCUGCAGGACCAUGAAAGAUGUCUGGCGUUGCGACUACAUCCAAAGAAGCCUUACUUGCAAACCGCAAUGGGUUGGAAGAGAAGCAAACAAAGUUGCCCAUUUUAUUUGAUUUCAUUGCAAGAUUGGUUCCUUUGGUCAUUUUCCCUUUCCCUUGAGCUCUUUGCUCAUUGCUAAUUUUUUUCACUCUAAAUUGGUAACAAUUAUACUAAUAAAUUAGUACAAAUAAAGAGUUAAUAACUUACAAGUUUUAUUUAUCCACAUAGAAUCUAAUCUUAACACUAAGAAAUUGAAAAAAGUUUGUAUUUCAGCUAAAAUCACAUUGAAAGGUCUAAUCUGAUAUGAUGUAAGUGUGAUAUCAAAGGUUAAUGAAUGCAUGUAGGCUUUGUUUCAUUUUUAUUCCUAGUUAUAUCAAACAUAAUAAAGAGGCGUCAUCAAUGUCGUGCAUUGCUGACACAAAUUACCUCUCAGAAUCUUCAAAGGGCAUAGAAGAGGCAAGCCAAGUCAACAUUGCAGCUGGAAGCUACAUUCUUUGUGGGGAAUCAUCCAAGCAACACUUGGCUUCUUUAGUGGAAUUGGGAGACGAUACUGAUAGGUGUGUAUCGUUUCUUGGCUUUUCUUCUUCUCGCCAGGUUCAGGGGGAAAGAAGAACAAGAAACUCUUUUGGGUUCCGGCUAUUGCGCCUUGAUUUCAGUUAUCAUCUCGACAGACAGAUUGUGUUUAUGGUUUUUGUGCUGACAAGACAAAGUGUCCAAAUUGUGGGGGCCAUCACAGGGAAUCAAUCCUUGGCCUCUCCAUAA